AUGCAGUUGUAUAGCAUUGCCCAACUUACGCCUCGGGUUGUCGGGCGUGCGUGCUCGGCGCUGUUAAGAAACACGUUACAGGUGAACCAGGUGCGUACUGCCACCAAGAAGGCCGCCGGUUCCAAAACACACAUGCAAGACUCCAAAGGUCGGAGGCUUGGGCCAAAGAAGCAAAACAAUGAGCGCGUUAAAGUCGGCCAGAUUCUAAUUCGCCAGCGCGGAACCAAAUUCUAUCCGGGCGAAAAUGCCGGGAUUGGAAAGGACCAUACCAUCUUUGCUUUGGAGCCUGGUUGGGUCAGAUACUAUCUGGAUCCAUUCCAUCCAAAGAGGAAGUUCAUUGGUGUUUCUCUUGAUAGAGACACCCCGCUACCGACACCUCAUUUUGAACCCAGAAGGCGGAGAUUUGGAUGUGUUGAGCUGACUGAUUCGUGGCAGGCCAGUCGUGAGGAGGAGAGAAUGAGCAGGAAGGAGUACAUUGCUUUCCCAGAGAUUCUUUCCGAGAAGGCCAAGAGAGAUGCUCGCAGAAUUGCUAAGGCUGAUUUCUAUAAGAAAGCUCUACCAGAGUUUGUCGAGCUCUCGGGAGAGGAACUCGAUAUCGCUGCUGCCAGAAUGGUGAGCGUGGAAGCCAUGGUGAGAGGAGGCAAGAGCUUAGAAGAUGCCAGAUUCUACACGAGUUACAAUUAUGGCUACGAUAAGUCAUUGGAAGUUCAGAGAGGCGAGUUGAGUGCUGCCUCGGCGGAAUCUGUGAAAGCCCAGUAUACUGAGAUUGCCGAGAAGUUAGAUGCUGCUGUGGUUCUUGACUGUCGCUUUAAGCUGUGCAAGUCCUUGACUGAGGCUGAGACUGAGGCCACUAGGAACGACAUUCUGGCGCAAUUGAAGGCGACUGAGCAGACGCCUUUGAACGCAGAACUCAAAGCCCAUAUCGCUAGCCUCAUUGACAACCAGGUGUUUGAUCUAUCUUCCAGAGUCAAGCUGCGUCGGAGGUUCCUCAAGCCGGUGGCCAGUGAGCCUGUGGGAAUUGUCCAGGAUGACAAGAAGACCCGUGCGGUGAUCCAGCGCUGGAACUACAAGGAGAACAAGGUGGAGGUUAUCCAAAGAAGUCAGGAGGCCUUUGGGGUCAACUAG
This is a messenger RNA of Kuraishia capsulata CBS 1993, 1125 nucleotides long. RefSeq lists its product as uncharacterized. Gene Ontology annotation, cellular component: ribosome; mitochondrial large ribosomal subunit. NCBI's taxonomy places the organism in Eukaryota, Fungi, Ascomycota, Pichiomycetes, Pichiales, Pichiaceae. The record is from RefSeq and is a predicted model, not a curated record. The transcript has a single exon. Gene Ontology annotation, biological process: translation. Bases 1 to 1125 code for a protein of 374 amino acids. Gene Ontology annotation, molecular function: structural constituent of ribosome.